Molecule: messenger RNA, 7267 nt
Organism: Athalia rosae (coleseed sawfly)
Lineage: Eukaryota; Metazoa; Arthropoda; Insecta; Hymenoptera; Athaliidae
Gene: IA-2
Product: receptor-type tyrosine-protein phosphatase N2
Exons: 20
Coding region: 2062-5235 (1057 amino acids)
Biological process (GO): protein dephosphorylation
Cellular component (GO): secretory granule
Molecular function (GO): protein tyrosine phosphatase activity
Source: RefSeq, a predicted model, not a curated record
CCAGCGAUUAUUUUCACUCAACUGUAGUGGGGAGUAUUGACCCUUGGUUGUUCUGCUCAGCGAAUCGCCAGGAAAUCUUAUCGUCAGCUGAGCCCGUUACCUUUUCGAUUGCGAAUUACGUUCGUAUGGGUAGUUAUACUUUUGCCAACGAUAAGAGAACACCGUGUCGGUGGGAAAAGCGACAAACGGUAUCGGUGUACGCACGGUCUACAUGUACAGAGUGACGUGAAUCGACGCUUAUAAAUGGAUAUAAAAAGGCUGGGAAAUGUUGCGAAUGAGCGUCAGAAUACGCGGGUAUACCGCGUAUAGGUGUGAUAAGGGUGCCGGGAUGAAGAGGGUGAGACCUUGAAGAGACCCGAGCGACGAAUGAAAGAGGAGGUGAGGAAAAAAAAAGGAAAAGACGAAGGCGCAGCCGGCGAAAGUAGGGGAGCAGAAGCUCUUCUCCUCCCUCUGCAACAAGUGUUCGCAAUCAAUAUCCCCCGCAAACACACGUCGACGUCGACCGCCGUGCGACACUAUGCUGUAAUAAGGUGGAGGUCGAUUUCUGGAUUUCGAAGGGUGGGACUCCGUAAUCGUAUAGUCUGUUAUUGUACGUAUACAUCAGCACACCGUGUAUAAGUACAAAUGUGUUAGGGUGUCGCAAUAUAAAUCGAUGAUUUUAAUUCUCACGCUAUUGCAGGCACAUCGAUUUUAUACGGGUAAAAAAUUCAAGACCCGCCCGAAUGUGCACUGGACAAACAAAUAUUUUCUAUCUCAGUUCGAAGUAUCGACGAACAUCAAAGGGACGUAUCAAAGUCCUAGUUACAGAUGCAGCGAAUUAUCAUCUUCGAUAUUUUUUUUUACUCUUCUUUUAUUUUAAUUGAGGGAGAACUGAGGGGAGGGAGGAAGUCAUCAAUCUUUUAGUGCGACACCCUAGUUAGUAGGUAUUUUGUACACAGAUGUGGCGGUUCUUUGACCCUAUGACCUUGUUAGAUUGGUUCAUCGGUUGAUUCUGUAAGGCGCGAAUCGUGUCGAUUGCCGGUUAUCCUCAACGCUACGUGCAUACGUAAAUAAAAUGCACAUGUACAGUAGAUUUCUGCAUGAUGAUUUUAAGCGAAAUUGCAUAUGGAAUAGCCCAACGGGUCGCACUUAUGCUAAUUCUGAUUCUCAGGCUUGUAUGAAACUCCGCCGUGGUAAUCAUAAACCUCACCGAUGAGACUCUUUAAUAAUAUACAGAGAGUUAUCAAUCAGGAGGGCCUGCGGAAUGGCGCACGCUAGCCAUUAUCUUUACCAUAUAACAUUAACGGCGCAGGCGUCGAGGAUGAAAUUAUUUUUACACCGAGUAGAGCCCAGUUGAUGUCCAUAUUGCAGAUAUCUUGCCGUGAGAAUCCUGCGGUAAGAAGAACUCGACCGCAAGCCGAAGUAACUGCGGCGUGGAUAUAUUCUAGUAUCCAACAUCAUUUCCAUUUCUCCUGGUCGUGCAACGUUACAUAAUUUUCCAGUGUAAAAUAACGUACAACAAAUAAUUUACACGGCCAAAUCAUCGACUCGAGUUGCCCCGGCGUAAUUCUUCUAAUUUGCAUCAAGCGCGUUAUCGCGGGUCGACUUGGUCGUUCGCCGCGAUUUCUUGUGCAGCCAGAGGUCCUGAACUCGUAUCGUCGGUAGCGCGAGUGCCGUCUACGUCAUCGUCGUCCUUUUCGUCGUUUUUGUCGGCGUGUAGAACGUUUAUAAAGACUGAGAACGUAGGCGAUCGGGGAACGCGCAAGGCGCGCGUGUCUCGUCUGAUCGAUUUGAAAUUCGACGCAAAAGGUUCUUCUUGGGGUUGCGCGAACGGAGACGACCACCAUUCAGAAAUGGUCAGAGCACCACGUACUAACUACUAGUCCAGCAACGCGUGGGGCCAUGCAACAAUGAGACACUGAGGACCUCGUCACGCCCAGAGCAAAUUUUUGAAACCGGUUCAUUUCUCGUGCGUAACUCCGAGGGAAGAGGGAAGAGUUCGCCCGGUUUCCCGGUGAAAAAUUGAUGAGAUUCGGAAGAACGGUGGAGAUGUGAUACGAGGUCCGAUUCGGAGGAACAUCUAUGGGCCGCAAAAAGUGGUGGCGCGGAGGCUUGGAGCUGCUGCUGCUGCUCUGCGUGUGUUCUCACGGCAUUUUGAGUGACGGUGACGUUGGUUGUUUAUUCAGCGAAAAUCUUUGCCAACCGGAUAUCGAAUUUUGUUAUAAUGAUUUGGCGUUCGGACGUUGUUUGCAGAAAUACGGUAACGUGGAAGAUGAUGACCUAUACAAGUACGAUCUCAGACCACACCAGUUGCAACCUUUGCGGAUGCAACUGGAGAGAUUGGCGAUUGAAGGAUACAAGUGGCCACAUCCGUACACCCAAUGCAUAAUUCAGAGGUCCUUGUACGCUCUACGCUUCAGAACUGUGAAAAACGAUGAAUUUUGUCAUCGGCUAAAAGAAAAAAAGAGGCAUGAGUUUGUUGACGAUGAUGACGAUGGCGACAAUAGCGAUGAUGUUGGAAUCGAUGGAGGAAACGACGUGCAUUCUCAAAAAAUAGCAAUAGUGAAGUUUACACCGAGUGAAGAAGACCCGCAUGGAAAUUUUGCAGAUGAAUUGUAUUACCCACCCGGAGUGGAGAAGGAGAUGCCAAGUUUUUUCAACGAAGAUAUGGCUUACUCUAAUAUCCCCCGCUUGGUGGAGAGUAAAAAGUAUGAUUACCAACGAGACGAUGCCAGAAACAAUGCAUGGGUAAAUUUUGGAUCGCAAGGUUCGCUGAACGAUCUGCCCGUGAAAAACAACUUUGUCAAUCCCGCGAGAACGUUGAAUAAAAAAUCUCUGCUCCUAAAUUCCCUCGAAGAUGAUCUCUUCAGAGUAGACCAUUACCCCAGCCAGAACUUACAGUCGAACCUGCAGAGGAAUUACAUUCAUUCGACGAAUCGUGAUAUGGUUGAAGACGAUGGCGUUCACUUUGAAAGACAAGUUAAGAGUGCAAAGCAAAUACCGGACGAUGCCCUGGAAUUUUUAACGGAUCAGCUGCUCGAGAAUAUCCCUAAUCUCAAAGAUCGGGGGCCCGUUGACGAGGAUCUGAACGAAAAUUAUGAACGCGAAUUCUCCAAAAAGUACAAAUACCCCAAUGAAUUUGGGAGAUUGGAGCUACCCAAGCAGCAAACCGGCUCGUGGAUUGGUCCGAGGAUCCGAUAUCCAGGAAUUCAGCUAUAUUCUCCAGCAAGGGAAGAUAACAACUUCGGUAUCGAUCGGCAGGAUUUGGAGGAUAUUUUAGAGCUACAGCUCGCCAAUAAACCUUUGAGUGACAAGGCUUCACGACCAAGCGGGAUGUACACCGAAGGUGGACUGGUUAAUCCUUUGAAACACAACAUUUUGAAGCCAGCAACCUCUGAAGACAAGGUUUUCAACGAGGACGACGACGGAGACGAUGGUUUUGCCAAUCAUUUGGAUGCUUUGCUGUUGCGGCGUGAACUCGCGGGCUUCAAAAGGCGUGAGAGAUUGGAUGUUAAAAAACCGGGUCCACCGUUCUCAACGAACAGUUACGCCUUUAAAGCACAUCCCUCGCAAAAUACAGUCAACCUCGAUGACAACGAAGAAGAGAAGCAUGAGAAGGAGCCUCUGAAUCUGCCUCUCGUCAAGAAAGAGCUGAAGAAUUCGUACAAUAAUGUUGAUAUGGAUCACGUGUACAUACAGUUCAAAGGGCAAAUCCACACGUGGGGCGAAGGUGAACAUAUCAUCAACGAGGUUGGCAGGUUGCUUGGGCUCGAGCCAGAGACAUUGAUCGAUAUACGCGUCGAACGGGCCGAAGUUACGUUCAAAGUGAAGCCGGACAACAACAAGGGAUACAACGCGACAGAUGUUGCGAACAAAAUUGACGGAAUACGCGGUGAACUAAAGGACACUCUCAAUGUUGAAGUUCUGAGAGCUGGUAUCGGAGACAAGGCAAAAUUACCUGCUAUUUUAGAAAUUGAAACCGCGCCAGAGUUGAGCACCAGUACCUUCAACUUACUGCUGGCAGCGGGUUUGAUUGCCGCAGGUGCUGCGGCCGCUGUGACUCUGUUCAUUGCAAGACGUCAUGCCAAAUCCAGAUCAAAGCUCGCUGGUCUCGCUACUCCUGAUCCGGAAGCUUCCAAAGACUAUCAGGAACUCUGUCGAGCGAGAAUGCAGGCAAAGCAACCGACUGAAAAACCGGAUUCACCUCGGAUCGUUAAUUUAUCACGCGAGAGCGAAUCCAACAAUUCACCCUCGAGUCGCUCCAGCACCUCGUCGUGGAGCGAGGAACCUGCGCUUUCUAACAUGGACAUCUCAACUGGACAUAUGGUUCUGUCGUACAUGGAAGAUCAUCUGAAAAAUAAGGAUCGCUUGGAUCAGGAAUGGACCGCGUUGUGCGCUUACGAAGCAGAACCGUCAUCAACGGCGAUUGCAGAGGGUCAAGAUAAUAUCAAGAAGAACCGCCCAGGGGCGACGCUUCCCUACGACCACUCCAGAGUUGUUUUGAACGAAUUGGCCAACAUAAACAGUUCCGACUACAUCAACGCAUCAACAAUCAAACCGACUGACCACGAUCCCCGGAAUCCGGCUUAUAUCGCGACGCAAGGACCUCUCCCUCAGACAGCGGCAGAUUUUUGGCAGUUGGUUUGGGAGCAGGGAAGCGUAGUAAUAGUGAUGUUGACCAGAUUGACAGAAGAAGGGCAUGCCAUGUGUCAUCGUUAUUGGCCCGAGGAAGGUUCCGAACUCUAUCAUAUCUACGAAGUGCAUCUAGUGUCGGAGCAUAUUUGGUGCGACGACUAUCUCGUGCGCUCAUUUUAUCUGAAGAAUUUACGAACUGGCGAAACGAGAACCGUAACUCAGUUCCAUUUCCUUUCCUGGCCGGAAAAUGGUGUACCGCAUUCAACGAAAGCUUUACUCGAAUUCCGCAGAAAAGUGAACAAAUCAUACAGAGGAAGAUCUUGCCCGAUAGCGGUACAUUGCAGUGACGGAGCUGGGCGCACAGGGACAUAUUGCUUGAUCGAUAUGGUUCUAAAUCGCAUGGCAAAAGGUGCCAAGGAAAUCGAUAUCGCUGCAACUUUGGAACACAUUCGCGAUCAACGACCCGGAAUGGUGGCAACGAAGCAACAGUUUGAGUUCGUUCUCAUGGCCGUUGCUGAAGAGGUUCACGCGAUUUUGAAAGCACUACCUAUUCCGCCUGCUGAAAAAUCACCAGCUGCGACAACAAGCACAACUUCUCCACCGGCCAAACCUGAACAGUAAAGACAAAAAUAAGUAUGUAUUUCAACUUAAAAAAUACUAGUAAAAAUGGUUUAUCAUUUGGAUAUUACUACGAACAUUUGUCUGUACGAUAAUAGAUCAGAGUUAUACUCGCACUGAUAAUAUAUUUUAGGUAUUUAUAACGAUGUAAAGCCAGAUAUAUUCAAUUCUCCGUUCAAUAUCAAUCACGUUCCAAUCAUAAGAGUCUAUAUCUAUCUGAUAAUAUCGAGUGGUCCAGUCAUUUUUGUUUCAGCCUCACCGCGCUCGCUCAGUGUAAUCAGAGUUUGAAAGAUACCCGAAACUACGUGCGUAAUGAAAAGAGAGAAUUUAUUCAUAAAUUGUUAGCGACGUUCUAAAAGCGUGUUGUUUUCUAAUUUGUGUGAUCAACACCGCAUCGAUUUCAGUAAAAAAAAAAACUAAAUUCCGUUUCUCCAAACCAGGGUUUACCGGUACAUUUAUAGAGAAAAUCGCAGCUACUUCGCACGGCCUAGAUGUUAAGUAACCGAGUUGUGAGAUUUUAUCGUUUUUGGGGACUUAAAAUUUUUUUCAAUCACUUCAGAUCAGAAAUCCGAUGAAAAAAAAAACUCGGAAUCAGGGAAGCAUAAGAACUGAAAGAAUGCUGACAUCAAAGUAUUUCCCUGCUUGAUGUAGAAAAUUAUUAUUUCUCUCUGUGCGUCUGAAAUUGGUAGAUACAUAUACCAAUUGCGCAAAAAUAUCGCAUACUUUACUUUAGAUGAAUACGAUGGGAAAACAAUAUAUAUAAAAAGUGCUUAUACUGGUUGUUUGGCAUGAUUACUGAAUCUAAAAUAUGAUAAUAAAAGUCAAUGUAGCAGUAUGUACGGGAUAGAAUAUACGUAUAACUGAAUGUACUAAUAUUAUAUGAAAGUAUACUAAAAUCACUGAUAAUAUUUUAAUAUAUGAUACAGGAAUAUGAUAUACAUACAAAAAACAUAUAUAUAUAUAUAUAUAUGUAUAUAUAAACACAUAUAUAUACAUAUACAUUAUACAAACAAGAGAUGAAGGGGAAACCAUUGCAUGUGAGAAUCAAAGUGGCAAAGUAAUGAAAAUUGACCUGGUGAAGGUAAACGAUAUUAUCCAUGAAACUGAUCAUCGCGGGUGAGGAUGUUGCGAUGUGGGCCCCGUGGCCCCAGCCUCCCACGGGGUCGACUAGUUUCGUCGGAACCCGUGAUUUGAUGGUGUUGGCGCAGUACAUUUAUUUUUUGACCAAAUGAAAGUAAUGCGCUAAAAGUGAGAUACUAUAUGUUGCGCAUACUGUUCGCUAAGGAAAUCUUUGUCAUCGAAUUAUAAUUGGUAUUAUUUCUGACUGGUUGUUUCAUAUGAUGAAAUAUAUAUUUAUUGAUAAAUUAUUAAGUAUCUAUAACAAUGUUGUACGUAUAUCAAACUAAAUAUCAAUAAUAGUUCUCACUGUAUCUUCCCGCUAAAGAAGAGAUCUGAUUGCCUUCAUCGAGCUCUCGUGAAUUUCAUUCAGUUUUUAUUUUUACACAAAAUUCUUGCAUUUUGAAAAAUGAAUUAAUAUAUUUACAUCUAAAAAUACGUUCUUGAAAAUAAAGAACAUUCAUUGCUUGAUAACAGAUGCCAGUGGCUAUAUUUGAGUAUCGGAAUUAGGAACGUUACUUAUAUUUUUUUAUCAAAUGUUUAAUGAUCUAUUGUUAGUUUCAAUGCCUAGUUAUCCGGAUGUGAAUAAUUUUCUCAUCGAAUUUGGAUGAGUUAUUACAAAAUAUGUUAUACAUUCGUUACUCAACUUGUAACAACGCUUUCAAAAAGGUCAACCAAUAAACAGGUCCAGAUCAAUAUCAAUGACGUACCUCAAACCAAAUUGCAAACUUCGCUUGACUACAAGUUGCAUUUGAUUAGCCUCUUUUAGCGACAACUUACAGAAUAGAUUCUAUAUUUUUGUGUAAAAUGAGGAAUGAUGUAUCUAUAUAAAUAAUAUAGUUAUAAAAGUCUAUACUAUGUUAUUCGAGAAUAUAAUAAUAUAUGUUGUAAAUGAAUAAAUCAAUCUAUGUUCAAAGGA